Hyalella azteca is the source of this 1236-nucleotide messenger RNA. It is a transcript of the gene Trmt6, whose product is annotated as tRNA (adenine(58)-N(1))-methyltransferase non-catalytic subunit TRM6. Gene Ontology annotation, cellular component: nucleus; tRNA (m1A) methyltransferase complex. Gene Ontology annotation, biological process: tRNA methylation. NCBI's taxonomy places the organism in Eukaryota, Metazoa, Arthropoda, Malacostraca, Amphipoda, Hyalellidae. Bases 35 to 1219 code for a protein of 394 amino acids. The record is from RefSeq and is a predicted model, not a curated record. The transcript is spliced from 8 exons.
UGAUAACAAGAAACUAAUAACAAAACCUGACCUAAUGGAAGAUCCAUGUUCAAUUUCAACAAUUUCUGAUGGCUGCUGGGUGGUUUUUCAAAAAGGAACCUACCUCAAAUUGACAAAAAUUACUCAGAAGCCUUAUAUGCUUGGCAAACGACGAGAGAGCGUCUCCAUUCACCUGUCAAGUGCCAUUGGGCAGCCAUAUGGUUCAACUUUUCAGAUGGUGUGCAGCAAUGACAAGAAGAGAAUCUACUAUCUUCAAUGCUUGACCUGGGAAGAGAUAUCUAAUUAUGACCUAAAGAGAGAGACUGCAAAUGAAGCCUCUGCAUUUGAUAACAGAAAUCUCUUGGGUGAUGGCUCUUCCCAAAAACUUACAAUGGAAGAAAUUAUGGCACUGAAAAAAUCUGGUGCUAGCGGUGAAGAAGUGAUUCAAGCCAUCACUGCCAACAGCACUACAUUCAGUUCAAAGACCAAAUAUUCACAACAGAAAUAUGUGGACAAGAAAGGGAAGAAACAUGCUGAGCUCAUUGUAAUUCACAAGCCUACCAUUGACCUAAUUGCAGAGGCUAUGUUUUUUCAAGGACCCAGGACAGUAUCAUACUUACGGCCGGACAGCCUAUACCAGCUACUGAGCUACAGCAACGUGUAUCCAGGCAGUAGAGUUGCGGUCUAUGACUCAGGCACACAGGGCCUGGUGACUGCUGCUCUGCUGCACAGGCUUGGUGCUGCUGGUCGUCUCGUUCACGUCUACGCUGGAGAAAAAGCCCUCAAAUAUACUUACUUCACGUCGGCGGUAACUGCGAUGAAUUUUGAUGAUGACACGUUCUCAGCACUGUCUUUCCUUCACAUAAACAGGCUGCACAAAGUGAAAAAACCAGAGAAGACUCUUGAUACGACCCUGGAGCCCCUGGUGAUAGACCCUCGUUUGCUGCGUCCUGACGCUCCCAUGGACGUUACCGACAACGGCACUCAGGAACAACCACACGGCAAGCGCAAACACGAUCAGGAUGAGAAAGCAGACAAACCAUGUGCAAGGAGGAAAGCUCCGCUGAUGGAGCUGUACAUGGAGCUGAAGAACCAUGGCGGCAGAUGCAUGCAUCUCAGCGAGACGUGGCUGCGGGAGCUGCAAGUUCUUCCUGAACGCACGCACCCUCUUGUUAAUAUGUCUGGAGGAGGAGGCUUCUUGCUCACAGGCACCAAAGUCUGCGACGAAGAUCAGAAAUAGAAUUGUUAUUAUAUUGU